Osmerus eperlanus (European smelt) is the source of this 864-nucleotide messenger RNA. RefSeq names its product guanidinoacetate N-methyltransferase (gene gamt). Gene Ontology annotation, biological process: creatine biosynthetic process. Bases 76 to 780 code for a protein of 234 amino acids. The transcript has 6 exons. Gene Ontology annotation, cellular component: nucleus; cytoplasm. Gene Ontology annotation, molecular function: guanidinoacetate N-methyltransferase activity. Lineage: Eukaryota; Metazoa; Chordata; Actinopteri; Osmeriformes; Osmeridae. The record is from RefSeq and is a predicted model, not a curated record.
UCAGUCCUUCUUUAGCCACAACGUGUGGAGACAGUCCCGUCCACGCAUCUGAAUUAAAGUAAAACAACCACCAACAUGACUACUGCACAACCCAUAUUUUCCAAGGGAGAAGACUGUAAAACUGGAUGGCACGGCGCGAGUGCUGGAUACAAUGAGGCCGACACUCAUCUCGAGAUUUUGGGCAAGCCUGUUAUGGAACGUUGGGAGACUCCAUACAUGCACUCUCUGGCAACUGUGGCGUCUUCAAAAGGUGGACGGGUCCUGGAAAUUGGGUUUGGCAUGGCCAUUGCUGCAACCAAAGUCGAGUCAUUCCCCAUUGAGGAGCACUGGAUUAUUGAGUGCAAUGAUGGAGUGUUCCAGAGGUUGCAAGAGUGGGCCAAGGUUCAGCCCCAUAAAAUUGUGCCACUGAAAGGUCUUUGGGAAGACGUGGUUCCUACCCUGCCUGCUAAUCAUUUUGAUGGUAUUCUGUAUGACACAUAUCCUCUGUCAGAGGACACAUGGCACACUCACCAGUUUGACUUCAUCAAGGGUCAUGCUCACAGGCUGUUGAAGUCAGGUGGCGUGCUCACCUACUGCAACCUGACCUCUUGGGGCGAACUUCUCAAGGGUAAAUUUGACAACAUUGAGAAGAUGUUCCAGGAGACCCAAAUGCCUCAUCUGCUUGAAGCCGGUUUCAAGAAGGAGAAAAUUAGCACCACAACCAUGGAUAUUGUACCACCAACUGAUUGCAAAUAUUAUGAUUUCCGCAAGAUGAUCACACCCACAAUUCUGAAAGAGUGAAGCCUAAAAUGAUCAAAUUUUUAUAAUAUUCCCUCAAGUGCUUCUCAGGUCAUGCACUCAAUCUUUAAAUAAAUCACAGUUAAA